AUGUCACAUAUAAAAGAAAAACAGAUAACACCCCAAAGAAUGAAUCCCUUUGCCACUUUGGAAAAUGGUGCAUUCAACUUAUCAGAUCCAGCGACCCUCGCAUCAAGUAAUCUUAAACAUUCUAUGUGGACAAAUGAUAAAAGUGAAACGAUUACGGCAUUUAUUAUUUCUCGGCAAAUGAUGCAUAUCGCAAAUAACAUUCUUACGACUAUUGGCACGAUGAAAAAUAUCAUGCUACAAAAUAUUAAAGAUGAAUCACUUAUCAGGUUGAGAUUUGAAAUUUCGAAUUUUAUGUUGCAAGAUCGUAAUUACCUAGGAAAACGAGAAGAUGAAACUCCGUAA
Racocetra persica is the source of this 342-nucleotide messenger RNA. The record is from the annotation of a GenBank genome assembly. Lineage: Eukaryota; Fungi; Glomeromycota; Glomeromycetes; Diversisporales; Gigasporaceae.